GGGGUGUCGUUUUGAAAGCAAAUAUCAAUGGUGUUCUCUUCGAAUCCCUUAGCCCUCAGCGUGCCGGAACCCGCCUUCGAAUCAUGGCUACGCGACACCGGCUACCUCGAAAUCCUCGACCACCGCACCUCAUCUUCCUCCGCCGUCCCCUCCGCCCCUAUCCCAGUCGGCGGCAUCUUCUCCCGCCUCCUCACCCUCCUAUCCCUUUUCACUCUCAACCCCUUCGCUAAACUCACCGCCGACGAUUUCGCCGGUGACACCCCUUCCUGGUCUCGCUCCUUCUUCGGCUUCUGCGGAUCCUACUCCUUCCCUUCUUCCCCCUCCCAAGCUCGCUUGAGGGUUCAGGAAAACGUUAAGCGCUAUGCCCGCAACUAUGCCUAUCUGUUCAUUCUCUUCUUUGCUUGUACUCUGUAUCAGAUGCCGCUUGCUCUUGUUGGGUUGAUAUCAUGUUUGGCCUUGUGGGAUUUCUUCAAGUUUUGUAGCCAUAGAUGGGGUUUGGAUCAGUAUCCAGUCACUCGCCAGUGCUUCAUUCGCUUAGCUCAAUGUGCAACAGCAGUUAUUCUAAUAUUUUCUAAUGUUCAAAUGGCUCUCUUUUGUGCCAUAAGCGUUAGCUAUGCGAGCGUGAUGCUGCAUGCUGCAUUCCGGAAACUGACCCCUGCAAAGCAACCUUCCCUGGCCAGAGGUAGAGGUAGAUAGAUAGUUGGUUAAUGAAUCAAAGAAAUUGGCUCAUUUGCCUUUAUCCAGCACAUCAUAUGUGGGUGAUUCAAGGGAUUUUGGUGCACAAGGUUAUGCUAUAACAAUUUAGAACUUAAGGGACAGAACUUUGUCACAGAAGAUUGGGCAAUGUAGAAAUCAGGGGCGGCCAGGCAGGUAUUGGCUUAGGUUUUGGAUAAUCAUUUUUGGAUAAUCAUUUCCCAUUGGGGGGUGUCAUGUCCCCCUCUUUCUGUUUGUGCUGAGAGGAUCUAAUUCCAUGCUUUUGUUGAUCACAUUUAUACGUGUAGGAAGGACUGGAAGGUGUCAAUUAUUUCUACAUUUAACCACUAUUCUUUUUUUCAUCAUUAUUAUUUUAGAUUUGUAAUUUUAAAUGGCAGACUAUAGACAUUGAAACUUUGAGUUUGACAAAAUUUGAUGUGAGAAAUAAGAAUGAUGACACACCAAAAAGAAUAUAUUUUUUUGCUUUUUUAGUUUUAUUGGUGAUGUUCCUGUGGUUUUGUCCUUUUUUCUUCUAAGGAUGUGCCACUGCCGUCUCCAGAUUAGUAAAGUUUGUCGCUCCAACUACGGAAAGGAACAUUGUACAUUAACAGAGAACACCGGACAUGUAUUAGUG
Molecule: messenger RNA, 1327 nt
Organism: Abrus precatorius (Indian licorice)
Lineage: Eukaryota; Viridiplantae; Streptophyta; Magnoliopsida; Fabales; Fabaceae
Product: PRA1 family protein H
Exons: 4
Coding region: 28-696 (222 amino acids)
Biological process (GO): vesicle-mediated transport
Cellular component (GO): Golgi apparatus; endoplasmic reticulum
Source: RefSeq, a predicted model, not a curated record